Molecule: messenger RNA, 756 nt
Organism: Fibroporia radiculosa
Lineage: Eukaryota; Fungi; Basidiomycota; Agaricomycetes; Polyporales; Fibroporiaceae
Exons: 4
Coding region: 1-756 (251 amino acids)
Source: RefSeq, a predicted model, not a curated record
AUGGCAUACGCUGCCUACGAUACUGGUACCUACCCUCAAUUGCGGCGCUCAUUAUCUUAUGGACAGCAAUACGCCGGCUAUCCUCAUAGUGACUAUAUGUAUGACCAACCCGUUGCUGCUGGAGUGUACGGAGAUACUUACCCUCAAGUCCAGGGUUCCUAUCCUGCUUAUGCGCCUUCGCGCACUGUCAGCCAGUAUCACCCAUAUGAUGACAUGGCGAUCAGAGACUCCUAUUAUCCAGAAUAUGCCACCUCUGGCUACGGUACCCCGUAUGCGCCUAGUCUGGCCCGGCGUCGUUCUUCGCGACGGUCGCGUGUUGGGUUCGAAGGACAUCGCCGAAACAGCUCAAUGAUCAAGUUCAAGAGAAAAGGUGGUUUCCGCUCCGGAAUCAUGCUCGGAGAGGCAAUGGCCAACGUGCAACUUUCUUCCAACGAUUACUAUACUUCGUAUGAUUUGGGUGCAGACCAUAGGGGCAAGAUUUCGCUGAGGAUCCGGUGGACGGGAUACACGUCCAUGACAUAUGAUCUACCCGUGGACAGCUAUGAUGGGCGUGUGGAACUGCAGACACUCGCGCGAAGAGUGGCUCGUGCCUGCAUGCAUUUCAUUCAGGCGAGUGCUUUCACACAGUCUACAGUCACAUUGCUCAUUCUUUGUGGCCAGACUAAUAUGAUCCCUGUUGCGUGGGAUCGCAUCAUGUUGUUCCAACUCGAGGAAACGGGUACAGGAUUGUGGCAGCCUGUUCUGUCCAGCGGUUGA